AUGAUUCCUUUACCCAAUUAUGAAAUAAAAAGAGUUAUAGGUUCAGGUUCUUUUGGAUAUGUAUUUGAAGCAUAUGAUAACAACAACCAAAGGACUGUUGCUCUAAAGCGUAUUUAGAAAGUUGGCAAAAAGCUAAGUAGAGAAUACGAAAUUCUUUUAGACAUUAAGGACUGCGAUUAUGUAGUGAAAAUGAUUGAUUUGUAUUAUUCUAAAACAGAUGAUAAUAAGCUAAUCCAAAAUAUUGUUUUUGAAUAUAUGGAAAAUAAUUUGGAAGAUCACAUUUCUAAAUUCAAUAAAAGCAAAAAAGUAAUACCAGAGCAGACUGUAAAAGAAUAUGCCUACCAAAUACUUAAAGGUCUGUAAUAUAUUCACUCAAAAGGCAUUGCUCAUCGUGACUUAAAACCAGAUAAUAUACUUUUGAAUGAUGACGGCAAAGUGAAAAUAUGCGAUUUUGGUGGUUCUAAGUAUAUAGAUGAAAAAGGAAAAAAUACUCCCUAUAUAGUUUCUCGUUAUUAUAGAGCUCCUGAAUUGAUUCUUUGUAUAACAAAAUAUAAUUAGAAAAUUGAUAUGUGGUCUUUUGGGUGCAUUUUAGGAGAACUUGUCACUACAUUCCCUUUGUUCCAAGGUAAAACUGAAGGAGAUUAGCUUUUCUCUAUAUUCAAGGUUCUAGGAUCUCCCACUAAGGAAGAAUUUUAAAAAUUCUCUGAAAGAGUACCAUUUGAUAAGAAAAUAUUUGAUGAAUUUUAGACAUACGAACCUUAAAAUCUUAGAAAAAUGUUCUUUUACAUAAAGGAUAUUGACAACUUAAUGGAUUUAAUAACUAAGUGUUUACAAUAUCUUCCCGAAAAUAGAAUAACUGCUGACGAAGCAUUAUAACAUCCUUUUUUUAAGGGUCUUGAAGAAAAGUAUCCAUGA
Molecule: messenger RNA, 915 nt
Organism: Tetrahymena thermophila SB210
Lineage: Eukaryota; Ciliophora; Oligohymenophorea; Hymenostomatida; Tetrahymenidae
Product: cyclin-dependent kinase-like Serine/Threonine kinase family protein
Exons: 7
Biological process (GO): protein phosphorylation; signal transduction
Cellular component (GO): cytoplasm
Molecular function (GO): ATP binding; protein serine/threonine kinase activity
Source: RefSeq, a predicted model, not a curated record